Messenger RNA from Sander lucioperca (pikeperch), 984 nucleotides. RefSeq names its product trace amine-associated receptor 7e-like. The record is from RefSeq and is a predicted model, not a curated record. Gene Ontology annotation, biological process: G protein-coupled receptor signaling pathway. Gene Ontology annotation, molecular function: trace-amine receptor activity. The transcript has 2 exons. Gene Ontology annotation, cellular component: membrane. NCBI's taxonomy places the organism in Eukaryota, Metazoa, Chordata, Actinopteri, Perciformes, Percidae. The coding region runs from base 1 to 984 and encodes 327 amino acids.
AUGGAGGUUGAGGACAGAGCCGAGCUCUGCUUUCCACAGUUCCCUAACACCUCCUGCAGGAAGCCCAUUUCUCCUUGGCCCGAAACAGUUACCAUUGUGUUCUACUCCAUCUCUCUGAUCACUGUGGCUCUCAACCUGGUUAUCAUCAUCUCAAUCUCCCACUACAGGCAGCUCCACACACCCACCAACAUCCUCCUCCUCUCUCUGGCUGUCUCAGACUUUCUCGUGGGCCUCAUGCUGAUGCCCGCAGAAAUACUCCGAAAAACAACCUGCUGGUUUCUUGGUGGCUAUGUGUGUUCUGUGUAUGCUCUUAUUUCAACUAACAUUCCCUCCUCAUCAAUAGGUACCAUAGUGCUCAUAGCAGUUGACCGUUAUGUGGCUAUUUGUGACCCUCUGCAUUACACCACUAAAGUCACCGGGAGAAGAGUUAAACUCUGUGUUUAUUUGUGUUGGCUCUGUUCUGUUUUCUACAGCUUUCUUUAUAUAAAGGAUUUCCCGACUCAACCAGGGAGGGAUAAUUCCUGCUACGGAGAAUGUGUGUUUUUCUAUGACCCUAUCUCAUUGACUGUUGAUCUUGUAUUGACCUUUAUUGUUCCAGUUACUGUCAUCAUAGCUCUGUAUCUGAGAGUAUUUGCCGUGGCUGUGUCUCAGGCUCGUGCCAUGCGCUCUCACAUUACAGCUGUCACACUCCAGCUUUCAGUGACUCCAAAGGCAAAGAAAUCAGAGCUGAAAGCAGCCAGGAAUCUUGGUGUUCUUGUAGUUGUGUUUCUAAUGUGUUUCUGCCCAUAUUACGGUUUCGCUAUUGCAGGUGAUACAUUUCUCACCACUUCAUUUGCAUCCUUUAUUGUUCCAAUGUACUAUUCUAACUCUUGUUUAAACCCUGUGAUCUAUGCCUUCUUGUACCCCUGGUUUAGAAAAGCAGUUAAACUCAUUGUUACUCUUCAGAUAUUGCAGCCUGGCUCCUGUGAGGCCAACAUGUUGUAG